GGAAGAGGCAGCUGCACUUGUACGACCAAAAGACGGACCGCCUCUCCCACUCCCUCCUCAUCUUCAUCAUCUUCUUCUUCUUGUGAAUUGUCAAGAAGAGAAGGGGAAGAAGUUGCGGUCUCCGUUGCUGACCGAGAGACCCGCGUGAAACCUGAAAAGAGGGGAGGGGCGGAGCUUCCUAAGAAAUUGAGAAGAAGCCCACUGCCCGGCCAUAUGUAUAGGAACAAACCAUCCCUCCCUUGUAGUAGUAGUAGUAGAAGUAGUAGGAGUAGUACAUAUUGGAAGCAGCUGCUGAGGCCUGAGGGUAGGAUAGGCUGCCCUUGAGCCUGGUUUUCCCUCGAUUUCUUCGUCCUCUGCGGCAGCGGCUUCUUCUUCUUCUUCUUCUUGGGUUGCUACCUAGCUCGUACUGGAGUAUUAAGGAAGGAAUAGCCGGCCGGCAAGAAAAGAAGCUCAACAUCAUCUAGCUCGUCGCUACUAGUAAGUAGGAGUAGUUGGCAAAAUCCAUCCAUAUAUAUGAUGGCAACUGGCGGCGGCGAUGGUCGUCGGAGGGGCCGGCGGAGGAGCAAGAUGAGGCUGAGCAGGCUGUACAGUUUCGCGUGCGGGCGGAGGCCGACGGCAGUCGACGACGAAAGCUCCAGCAGGAUCGGCGGGCCGGGGUUCACGCGCGUCGUCAACGCCAACGGCGGCGGCGGCAUCCCGGAGUACGGGUACCGCUCCAACUCGGUGUCGACGACCAAGUACAACGUGGUCACCUUCGUGCCCAAGUCCCUGUUGGAGCAGUUCCGCAGAGUGGCCAACAUCUACUUCCUCAUCUCCGCCUGCCUCACCUACACCAACCUCGCCCCCUACACCUCCGCCAGCGCUGUCGCCCCCCUCGUCCUCGUCCUCCUCGCCACCAUGGUCAAGGAGGCCAUCGAAGACUGGAGGAGGAAGCAGCAGGAUACCGAGGUAAACAACAGAAAGACAAAAGUGCUCCAGGACGGUGCUUUCCAUUCUACCAAAUGGAUGAACCUCCAAGUUGGUGAUAUUGUCAAGGUUGAAAAAGAUGAGUUUUUCCCUGCUGACCUAAUCCUCCUCUCAUCUAGCUACGAAGACGCCAUUUGCUAUGUUGAGACCAUGAACCUGGAUGGGGAGACAAAUCUCAAGCUCAAGCAAUCUCUAGAGGCAUCAUCCGGCUUGCAGGAGGAUGACAGCUUCAAUAGCUUCAGGGCUGUAAUAAGGUGUGAGGACCCAAAUCCACACCUCUAUUCCUUUGUUGGCAACAUCGAAAUCGAAGAACAGUAUCCUCUGUCACCCCAGCAGAUCCUUCUCAGAGACUCAAAGCUUCGCAACACCGAGUAUGUGUACGGUGUGGUCAUCUUCACAGGCCAUGAUACAAAGGUCAUGCAGAAUGCUAUGAAAGCCCCAUCCAAGAGAAGUAAGAUUGAAAGGAAGAUGGACCGGAUCAUCUACUUGCUUUUGUCUGCACUUGUCCUGAUUUCAGUCAUCGGAUCGGUUUUCUUUGGCAUCACAACCAGAGAUGACCUACAAGAUGGCAGGCCGAAAAGAUGGUACCUUAGGCCGGACGACUCUACCAUCUACUUCAAGCCAACCAAAGCAGCCAUAUCAGCAAUACUUCAUUUCUUCACAGCCAUGAUGCUAUAUGGGAACUUCAUACCAAUCUCUCUGUACAUCUCUAUUGAGAUUGUCAAGCUUCUGCAGGCUCUGUUCAUCAACCAAGACAUUCAUAUGUAUCAUGAGGAGACCGACACACCGGCUCAUGCUAGAACAUCCAACUUGAACGAGGAGUUGGGUCAAGUGGACACGAUCCUUACGGAUAAAACUGGGACUCUGACUUGCAAUUCCAUGGAGUUCAUCAAAUGCUCAAUUGCCGGAACUGCGUAUGGCCGUGGUAUCACUGAGGUGGAGAGAGCAAUGGCGAAAAGAAAAGGUUCUCCCUUGAUCGCCGACAUGGCCAGCAACACCCAAGGCUCUCAAGCUGCAAUCAAAGGAUUUAAUUUCACGGAUGAGCGUGUGAUGAACGGUAACUGGGUUAGCCAACCCCACUCUGGUGUGAUUCAGAUGUUCCUCAGGUUGUUGGCCGUUUGCCAUACGUGCAUACCCGAAGUUGACGAAGAAUCAGGCACGAUUUCUUAUGAAGCAGAGUCACCUGACGAGGCUGCUUUUGUUGUUGCCGCACGGGAGCUCGGUUUCACGUUUUACCAGAGGACACAGACCGGUGUUUUUCUGCAUGAGUUAGAUCCCUCGUCUGGAAAACAAGUCGACAGAUCAUAUAAGCUCUUGCAUGUCCUUGAGUUCAACAGUGCUCGGAAGCGGAUGUCGGUAAUAGUUAGGAAUGAGGAGGGGAAGAUCUUUCUCUUUAGUAAAGGCGCUGACAGUGUGAUGUUCGAGAGGCUAUCAAGUAGUGAUUGUGCGUACAGAGAAGUGACCCAGGAUCACAUAAAUGAAUACGCUGAUGCUGGUCUGAGAACACUUGUUCUCGCAUACCGCCAACUUGAUGAGGCCGAAUAUGCGAAUUUCGACAGGAAGUUCACUGCAGCCAAGAACUCUGUCAGUGCUGAUAGAGAUGAAAUGAUUGAAGAGGCUGCGGAUUUGCUUGAGAGGAAAUUGAUUCUUCUUGGUGCUACCGCUGUCGAGGAUAAACUACAGAAGGGGGUGCCUGAAUGCAUCGACAAACUUGCACAAGCUGGUAUCAAGAUAUGGGUGCUGACGGGCGACAAGAUGGAAACCGCCAUCAACAUCGGGUAUGCGUGCAGUCUACUGAGACAAGGUAUGACGCAGAUAACCAUCACACUGGAGCAACCGGAUAUCAUCGCCCUGGAGAAAGGCGGUGGCGACAAAGCGGCUGUUGCGAAGGCAUCAAAGGAAAACGUGGUGAAGCAAAUCAACGAGGGAAAGAAGCGGAUAGAUGGAUCGGUAGUUGGCGAAGCCUUUGCUUUGAUCAUCGAUGGGAAGUCGCUGACAUAUGCCCUGGAGGAGGAUGCCAAGGGCGCGUUGAUGGACCUUGCGGUGGGCUGCAAGUCGGUGAUCUGCUGCCGUUCGUCGCCGAAGCAGAAGGCUCUGGUGACGAGGCUGGUGAAGGAGAGCACGGGGAAGGUGAGCCUGGCGAUCGGGGACGGCGCCAACGACGUGGGCAUGAUCCAGGAGGCGGACAUCGGGGUCGGGAUCAGCGGCGCGGAAGGGAUGCAGGCGGUGAUGGCGAGCGACGUGUCCAUCGCGCAGUUCAGGUUCCUGGAGCGGCUGCUGCUGGUCCAUGGUCACUGGUGUUACAGCAGGAUAUCGGCGAUGAUCUGCUACUUCUUCUACAAGAACAUCACAUUCGGCGUCACCCUCUUCCUGUACGAGGCCUACACCUCCUUCUCCGGCCAGACCUUCUACAACGACUGGGCGCUGUCGACGUACAACGUCUUCUUCACGUCGCUGCCGGUGAUCGCCAUGGGAGUGUUCGACCAGGACGUGUCGGCGCGCUUCUGCCUGAGGUACCCGAUGCUGUACCAGGAGGGCCCCCAGAACCUGCUGUUCCGAUGGUCGAGGCUGCUGGGGUGGAUGGCGUACGGCGUGGCCAGCGGCGUGAUCAUCUUCUUCCUGACGUCGGCGGCGCUGCAGCACCAGGCGUUCCGGCGGGGCGGCGAGGUGGUGGACCUGGCCAUCCUGAGCGGCACCGCCUACACGUGCGUGGUGUGGGCGGUGAACGCGCAGAUGACGGUGACGGCCAACUACUUCACCCUGGUGCAGCACGCCUGCAUCUGGGGCAGCGUGGCGCUGUGGUACGUGUUCCUCCUCGCCUACGGCGCCAUCACCCCGGCCUUCUCCACCAACUACUUCAUGCUCUUCACCGACGGCCUGGCCGCCGCGCCCUCCUACUGGGUGGUCACCCUGCUCGUCCCCGCCGCCGCGCUCCUCCCUUACUUCACCUACUCCGCCGCCAAGACGCGCUUCUUCCCCGACUACCACAACAAGAUCCAGUGGCUGCAGCACCGUGGCUCCAACGCCGACGACCCCGAGUUCGGCCACGCCCUGCGCCAGUUCUCCGUCAGGUCCACCGGGGUUGGCGUCUCCGCCCGCCGCGACGCCAGGGACCUCCACCUCCCUCCUCCUUCCCAAUCACAUUCACAUUCACAAACCACAUCUACCUAGUAAUAGUAUAGUCUAGCAAGCAGCUACUGUUCACUAACAGCACCAUUUUUUUUUCCACAUCCAAAUCAAUUUCCCUUUUUCGUGUACAAAAUUUAUACUAGCUGAAGCCUAGUACUAGCCUUGUAACUGUACAUUAACCCUACUUGCUCAUCUCAUACGACAACAUGUAAGUACAUUGGAGCGGACGCAUACGUACGUACCAUCCAUUUUUAUCUUGUUUUGUUCCUUCAUCAUCACACAUUAAUAUUCAUUCAGGAACAAUAAAGAUACUUCCAUUCU
Messenger RNA from Oryza sativa Japonica Group (Japanese rice), 4416 nucleotides. Its product is annotated as phospholipid-transporting ATPase 10. Gene Ontology annotation, biological process: phospholipid translocation. Gene Ontology annotation, cellular component: plasma membrane. The record is from RefSeq and is a predicted model, not a curated record. Gene Ontology annotation, molecular function: magnesium ion binding; ATP hydrolysis activity; ATPase-coupled intramembrane lipid carrier activity. NCBI's taxonomy places the organism in Eukaryota, Viridiplantae, Streptophyta, Magnoliopsida, Poales, Poaceae.